ACCGAGUCGAGGCUUGGACCAGCCAUCAAACGCAGCAAGAAAACAGACGAGCGAUGGCCGACCGUCGCCGCCGAUCCCGAUCCCGGUCGCGUGACCGGAGCGACGCCCGACAGCGGUCGCGGUCCCGCAGCCGAGAGCCGCGUCAGCGCAAUGGCAACGUCAAGCCACGCGACUUUACACACCUCGUGGAUGGCGGCAAGGGCGAGAAGUUUGCCUGGGGUCAGCCCGAGGAGCCCAAGGACCCGAACGAGGAGCCUGUUGUCGUGCAGAAGCCCAACUUUGGUUUGAGCGGCGCUUUGGCGAAAGACAGCGCGACGGGCAACACGCGGAAUGGCGUUGUCAUGAAGUGGUGCGAGCCGCCCGAAGCCCGCGUGCCCGACAAGCGCUGGCGCCUCUACGUCUUCAAGAAGGAUGAAAACAUUGCUACGCUGCACUUGCACCGGCAGAGCGCGUGCCUCUUUGGUCGCGACAAGAAGGUGGCCGACGUCUUCAUGGAGCACGAGUCGAUCUCCAAACAGCACGCGGUAUUGCAGUUCCGGCUGCGCGUGACGGAGCACCGGGCGUCGGAGCUCGACCAGCCCGAGCUCAUCCAGACCAUCAAGCCGUACAUCAUGGACCUCAAGAGCACGAACCACACGUUUCUGAACGGCAAGAAGAUUGACCACUCGCGCUACAUUGAGCUCCGCGAGCGCGACGUGCUGACCUUUGGCGAAAGCUCGCGCGAGUACGUGCUCAUGGUCACCAACAAAUAAAGGAUUCUCGGGGAGCA
Saprolegnia parasitica CBS 223.65 is the source of this 769-nucleotide messenger RNA. RefSeq lists its product as hypothetical. Gene Ontology annotation, cellular component: nucleus. The record is from RefSeq and is a predicted model, not a curated record. Lineage: Eukaryota; Oomycota; Saprolegniomycetes; Saprolegniales; Saprolegniaceae. Bases 54 to 752 code for a protein of 232 amino acids. Gene Ontology annotation, molecular function: protein binding; mRNA binding. The transcript has 3 exons.